UUAGGUUGAAAAUUAUUUUAAAUUCCGCACUGAAUACUUCCGGGUUGUUAAAUUUUUUGCAUUUUUGCCGAUUUCAUAAAUUUUCGACUUCCUUGAAGUUACACAUGGCUGCACCAGAUGUACAAAGGGUCCCAUCAAAUGCCGGAGAUUUAGUACGCUCAGUACUGCAGGCUCCAGCCCCAGCCAGCAGGGGUCAGCAAGCUAAUGGACCAAGGAACCUCAAUCUGACUGGACAUGUUGGUUUUGACAGCCUGCCCGAUCAGCUUGUUAAUAAGUCUGUUGCACAGGGAUUCUGUUUUAACAUCCUUUGUUUAGGAGAGACAGGUAUUGGCAAGUCUACUCUGAUGGACACACUAUUCAACACUCAUUUUGAUUCUACACCGUCCACACAUGAUUUACCUGGAGUGAAACUCAAGGCCAAUACUUAUGAGUUACAGGAGAGUAAUGUACGACUGAAGUUGAGAAUUGUUGACAGUGUUGGGUUCGGUGAUCAAAUUAACAAGGAAGACAGCUGGAAAUCAAUCGUGGAUUACAUUGACAGCCAGUUUGAGGCUUUCCUGUCGGAAGAAUUAAAGAUAAAGAGAUCACUGUAUAACUAUCAUGAUAGUAGAAUCCAUGCCUGUCUGUACUUCAUUGCACCAACGGGACACUCACUGAAAGCUUUGGAUCUAGUUACAAUGAAGAAACUGGAUAGUAAGGUGAACAUUAUACCAAUCAUUGCCAAGGCUGAUACCAUCACCAAGGCUGAACUACAGAAGUUCAAAGCAAAGAUCAUGAAUGAGUUACAGUCAAAUGGUGUACAGAUUUAUCAUUUCCCGACAGACGACCAGACAGUUGCUGAUACAAACAAUGCCAUGAAUUAUUGCAGAGUUGUACGACGUGAAGAUAUUAAAGGUCAUCUGCCAUUUGCUGUAGUAGGUUCAAGUGAUGAAGUCAAGAUUGGUAAUAAAAUGGUGAAAGCUAGACAGUAUCCAUGGGGAACUGUUCAAGUUGAAAACGAGAAUCACUGUGAUUUUGUGAAGUUACGAGAGAUGUUGAUCCGUACAAACAUGGAGGAUCUAAGGGAGACUACUCACAGCAAACAUUUUGAGCUGUACAGACGUCAUAAGCUUGAACAGAUGGGAUUCUCUGAUGACCAGUCAAAGAGUUUAUCAGAGACAUAUGAGCAGAAACGUCAGGAACAUGUAGCAGAAUUACAGAAGAAAGAGGAGGAAAUGAGACAGACAUUUGUGAUCAAGGUGAAAGAAAAGGAGGCGGAGCUUAAAGAAGCAGAGAAAGAUCUACAUGCCAGUUUUGACAGCUUGAAGCGUCAGCAUUCAGACCAGAAGCAGAAGAUUGAGACUAGCAAGAAGAAUCUCGAGGAUCAAAUGAACCUGUUCAACCAACGCAAGGCCCAAUAUCAGGCCCAACAAUCCACACUCGGCAAGAAGAAAAAAUAAUCUUGGACUUUACAUUAGCAAUAUUUCGAAAGAUAUAUUUUUUAUCACAAAAAAGUGCAUUAUUGUUUAAGAAAUGACCAACAUAUUGUGACCAAUAUCUCCCACAGGGUUUUUUGUUAUGUGUUUUCUUACCUUGGAAAAUUUUGUGUUCCUUUGGAAAUAGAGUUUUUUUUAUUUUCAACAUCAUUUAAAAAUUUUGGUUGUUGUUUAUAAGCAAAACAAAUAUUGAAUAAGAUGUUGGAAAAUUCAAUAGAAGUGCUUAUGUACAUUUCUUACGAUUUUUUUUUUUUUAAUUUUACUGUGUUUAGGAUAGAAUUGUUUUUGUUUAUUCAAAGAGGCCAAAAAAUCCAUUUUUUUCAAAACCAUAUGUAUGUAGUGCUUUUGUAGAUACUUAAGUUGGCAAUUUUAAAUUUGUAAAAACUAAUACUUUAUGUGCAAUAUCACUUUAAUCAGUCUGAUCAUUUGCAAGUUUUUUUGUGUUUUUUUAUUGAUCGAUGAAAAAUCUCCACAUAUUUUCAGUUGUCGCUUCUUCAGUUAAAAAUAUUUGUGUAGAAAAUUUCUAGCACAAUUUCAUUUAUUUCAGUCUUUUAAUUUAUAUUUGUAGCACUAACCUCGUUUUUAAAGCUGAAUGUAUGUGUUAAAUAGAAAAAAACACGAUGAUUAUAGCGACGUGCCGUAUGUGACGCUACAAUGAAAAUUUUAAAGUAUUGACAUUACUACCUGUAUGUUACAUGCCCACCUAUUUACACGAAUAUCUGUUGGAUGGAAGGUAGUAAAUUUUGUACUAGAACAGAAUAGAACAAUUGAUAUUAUGUCUUGUGUACAGAAAAAAGACAAUCUUUUACAGAUAUUAUUUGUUUUUUUCUCGUAUCUUUGUGUCUGAAAGUCCAUGUCCAUUUCUACGUCAUUUCGUAUGUUUGUAGCCACAGCACGAUGUUUAAUAAAACUAGUAUAAAUAUGAAAGCAGAUAGUGUAAAAUUUUCACCCAUAUUAAUGUCAUUUCAUACAGUCGAGGGUCUCCUUGCGAUUUUUUAAUUGAAUGCAUACAAAUU
Molecule: messenger RNA, 2491 nt
Organism: Ruditapes philippinarum (Manila clam)
Lineage: Eukaryota; Metazoa; Mollusca; Bivalvia; Venerida; Veneridae
Product: septin-11-like
Exons: 13
Coding region: 105-1439 (444 amino acids)
Biological process (GO): cytoskeleton-dependent cytokinesis
Cellular component (GO): septin complex; microtubule cytoskeleton; cell division site
Molecular function (GO): molecular adaptor activity; GTPase activity; GTP binding
Source: RefSeq, a predicted model, not a curated record